AUGCCCUAUGAAGCCCAGUAUCAAAAUUCAGAGGCAGUGCCGUCCGCUACCACUAUUCUCCAAGACAACGCAAACACUGCAAGAUAUAAAUGUGACAUAUUUUUCUUGGUAGAGAAGCUGCUGCACCAGGAACAGCAAUCCAAGUAUUACCAAGGGCGCUUAGAGUUCAGGAUUCACACCGACUCUGUGACAUAUCAAAAGCUACAUGCCUAUUGCAUGAUGUUGGAAAGAUCGGUUUCCGGGUCACAGCAUCAAAGAUCCCAACUCGAGGUUUCGUUACGUCAUGCAACCGAAACUUGCCAAGUCAUGUCUCAAAGCGUUCGGUUGGAAAUGGACAAAGUGCGGGAGCUUGAGUCUCGUCUUAAUGGGUUGUACCCAAGCGUUGAUUCAUGGCUAGAGCGAUUAGACAAAAGCAGGCAAAAGUCUGAAUCCGUCGAUGAUAGAGGAACACUAGAACAUCUUCUUUCAGAAAACCAACGCCAGCGCGAGUCGAUUGAUUGUCUUCAGUCUAUCCUACAUACGCGCGAGCAGACUGUGCAAGACCUUCAGGCUACUCUGGACCAGUUGACUCAGCAACUCCCCCAAGAAAACACAGGCGAAGACGGCGUAUUCGGUUCUCACGGGCCUGCCGUUCGUUCGUCGGAAGAAUCGAGUGCCGAAAUAAUCACGGAAACGCCUUUCACUUAG
Penicillium antarcticum is the source of this 687-nucleotide messenger RNA. RefSeq lists its product as uncharacterized. The transcript has 2 exons. The coding region runs from base 1 to 687 and encodes 228 amino acids. The record is from RefSeq and is a predicted model, not a curated record. NCBI's taxonomy places the organism in Eukaryota, Fungi, Ascomycota, Eurotiomycetes, Eurotiales, Aspergillaceae.